This is a messenger RNA of Ectocarpus sp. CCAP 1310/34, 3707 nucleotides long. NCBI's taxonomy places the organism in Eukaryota, Phaeophyceae, Ectocarpales, Ectocarpaceae. The record is from the annotation of a GenBank genome assembly.
AUGGCAGCAACACCCGAGGCCUGCCCCUGGCAACGGCACUGGGACGACACUGGCACUGUCUUCUACUACAACGAGAACACCGAGGAGUCAGAAUGGGAUGUCCCGCCAGGAUGGGAAGACUACUUCGCCGGUCUCGAUGAGAAAGCCAGCGGUGGUGUCGAUGACGGAGCCAAUGGCGACGCUGGUGAUUGCGAUGGUGGUGCUGGUAAAGCAAACGAAGCGGAGGAUUUGAGAGGGGCUGACCAGCGCCAAGUGGACGAUGCGGAGGGCGCGCAAGCCCUGUUAGGCCUCUCCCAGGCUUCCUCCGGGGACCAUGGCGAGGAAGCUUUCGUUGCGGUUUCACCCCCUGGUUCUCCAGCGGAAAAAGAGGAGAAGCGAGAAGGGGAGGAAGGCUCGAGGGCGGGGUCAUCCGCUGAAGGUACUCCGGAUGCUGCUGCUGCCGUUGGCUACAACGAGGCUGGUGCCGCGAAGGAGAUCAAUCGACAGACGGGAACACAAGAAGACAAGGGUGCCCCUGCCGCUGCUGGUGGUGCUGACACCGCUACUUGUGCUUGGAUCCAAAGCCGAGACGAAGAAAGCGGCGAUGUUUUCUACUACAACGAGGUCACCGCGGAGUCUUCGUGGGACGAACCGGCGGAGUACACGAAAUUCCACGCCGCUGCCGCUACCGCCGCUGCCGCCCCCGCUGCUGCUACCCCCGCUGCCGCAGACAGCGGCAAUGACUCAGAACAAGAGUACUACCCGCAAUCGCCAGCGGAACCGGUGGUGAAGGUCGAGGACGAGGAGGGAAAGCUUUACCUUUCGCCGGCAGUGGCGGGUGCGUCCGCUGCCGGAGGAUACGACGGCACCCCCUCCCCUCACUCCCCCGAGGACGAAGAGGAGGAGGAGGAAGUUAGGUCCACCUCGCCACGGUCCCCAUCCCCGUCGCGAGCGGACGGGUCCUCCACCGCUGCAAGACGGACCCGCAGCAGCAGCAAGGACCAGAGGAGCCAAAGCAACCAAGCUUCCCCGUCACCGGAGCUGGGGCUGUCGUUCCCAGCGUUCGGCGACGACUACUCUCCCAACCACGACGCGGAAUGGCAGGUGAACGAGGAGGAGGAGCUGGAAGGGGGCAAAAAUUCGGCAUCACCGAACGAGAGCGAAGCUUCCGCGGUCGGCGGCCUGUCCCCCGUUGUCGAGAGCGCCGGGGGCUCUGCUGCCGGGGACGAUGGACAGAAGCAGGGGAUGAGGAAGGCGGGGCGGAAGGGGAAGGAGAACUCGGUGGAGGACGGGAAGCCGCAGUACUCGGAGGAAGAGAUGGCGAAGAUGGUGAAGAGCGCGGAGAGCAAGAUCGCGGAAUGCGAACGUAGGUUGGAGGAGAGGGACGCGAUCAUGGAAGUCGACUUCACCGCCAGAGUCACGGCCUACCAGAGCGCACGGGAACGGCUGGAGCACUUGAAGGGUGAAGCGCCCAAUAGGCAGGCGUUCCUCAAGGAAACCCGUAACGCCGGCGUGAAGAAGCUCGUCGCCGGGUACAAUGGUUACGCACAGCAGGCGUCGAUGGUGAACGACUGGAUACGCGUGGCGACAAAGGGGGACAUAGAUACAGAGAGCCUGAUGCUGCAGCAGCUCAAGAAGCUCAUCAAGACCAACUUUGACGCGAAAAAGGUGGACACGCUGCUCGACUCGAGCAUGCCCGCCUGGCUGACGGCCAUGCAGGACGACACCGGCUGGAGGCGCACCCUGAUAGAGCUGGCGAGGGAGCACAGGGCCUCCGCCCUCCUCCGCUUCGUGCUGAAGCAGCUCAGCGACAUGGGCUACCACAGGGAGAUCGCUUCGGUCAUCAGCGAGACCGACCUUUUUUCGGUGUUCAAUGGGGUGCUUAAGGAUGCCCUGGCUAGAAUACCCGCGGACGACGAGGUGCAAGCGACGGAAGCACUGGCGGACCUCAAGCGCAUGUGCUGCAGCACUUCUUACAUGUUCAUGUACUCUCAGCAACUCCUCAUCAACCUGGAGAGGGCGGCAGCGGAGGAGUCACGACCAGAGGCCGCCGCGGCGGAAACCGCCAAUGGAGUCAACGUGAGCGGCAGCGGUAGCCGCAAACGGGGCCGAGAAGAAACAUCCCCGUCGUCCACAACGACAGGGGUUUCCAGUCACAAGCAGGCCGACGGCAGUGACGGAGGGGGGACGGGACGGAACUCCGCGGCGAGAAAGUACAAGCGACUUCGUCAAGAGCUCGCCAAGCACAUGUACGCCGUGGGAGGGAGGGCAGACAACAAUUCCUCCUCACCCGACGGGGGUCGCGGCAUGGGCGCCUUUAGCCUGAGCCGCAGCAUCAGCGGCGGGGCAGGCAUUGGCGGCGGAGGCAGUAGUCGAAAUGGGUUCGGCAGAGGUGCCGGCGGCAGCGGCGGCGGGGCAGAUGAAGACGGCGCCGCCUUAGCGGGAACCCCAACCGGCGGUUUCCUGCGUGGCGUAGAGAUGGCCCUCUCUCUAGAACUUCCGCGACCCUCCGCUGGGGCGGCGGCGGCCGUGGCGGUGGCGGCUGAGAAAUCGGCGAGGGCGGCGUCGGAUGCGGUGGUUUCGCUUCUGGGGCAGGCCGGAGGUGGCGGCGCGCGGCGGGCGGGGGUGCUGUCGGAUGCAGUGGACGGGCUGGUGUCGGCGUUUGGGCUCAAGCCGGCGGUGAGGGUGGCCGUGAUCGGCGCAGCAGCGGCGGCGGUGGAAUUACAAGCCGCGGAGAGCGAGCAACGCCAGCGGCGACCGCCGGCGUAUUUGGUGCGGCAUCCCACGUUGAUGGACAUCCUCCUGGAAGCUCUCUUCCACCCUGCACAUCGAUGUCCUUCGGAGGACCUGAGGGCGGGGUGCUGUGCCAUUCUCGCUUACGCGAGUUGCGUAGAGGUGCCCCCGCUGGACACCAACAACGAUGGCAGCAGCAGCAACGGUGGUAGUCUUGGCGGGGAGGCGAUAGAGGUGAUAGACCUUGUGGAACUCGCGGAGACGUCGCACGCGCUCCUGCAGGGGCGGCUUCGACCGUUCGCCGAGCACCCGCUUGUCAGCCUCGGGGUCCUCAAGUGGGUCCACGCGCAGGCGUCCACGGAGUCGUUCGUGUCGACGCCCUCCUUCUUGUCGUACGCGCCCGUGUUCUUGAAGCUUUGCGGGCAGGCGGCGGACGAGCACCCCCCGCAGCGCCCGGAGGCCUUCGAGAUCUUGAAGCUGAUGCUGAACGCGCGCACGGCGCCCGACACGCCUCCCGCCGCGAAGGCGAAGCUGAAGCAGCACAUCUUGCUUCGCAUGGCCGAUCUCGUGGUCAAAGGAUACAUGCUCCCUGUUUUCGAGUACCUCCGCAAGCUGGCUGCGGGCCCAGGCCUAGACCCUGCUCUGAUCGGCUUCUUCAUGGUGAAGAUCAUCGGUGUGGCCAUCCCGAGACCGGUGGCAAGAGGGGUGAGACCAACAGCGGGGAACGCUAACAGCUACUCUCCGGCUUUCCUAAACGCGAUGGCGAGCCUCAUGGGGGUCCCGCGAGUUAGACAGGCGCUGAUAGCGCUGAGGCCGGUGGAUAGGGAGCGGUUUGCGGGCUACGCCCGGUACUGCCUCAAGUUCCAGCGCGAUGACCUGACCCCGGAGGCACUGGAGUGGAUGAAGCAGCUGCAAAUCGGCCUGGAGCGAGCGUAAAGCGAAAGGAAAAGAAGCCGCCAUGCUCGGUCUGGUGUUUCGACCUGCUUCGAUAGCUA